UAAAAACGUCGUCUCCUCCUCGGCUCUUCAGCGCUCCUCUCCAUUUUUCUCCUCCUCCCGUUUUUGCGUUUAGGCCCCUGGGGAAGCAGGGAUUUCGGCCCCGGUCCCUCUCCCCAGGCUCUCCCGCCUCGCAGCUCCGAUCGAGGCUGCAGCGUCGGUUGCAGGCAUGGGAAAUCAGUGCCAAAAUGGGACCUAUGGGAACAAGUACAACAAUUACAACGGAUAUCAGAAUGAGUGUUUGGCUUCAAGGUACGGUGAUGGGGACGAUACUGAGGGUUGCUUCUCGGGGUCAUCUAGGUCCAGUGUCGCAGAUCUUAUGCAGCAAGGACUGAGACGAACGUUAACAUCCAUCUCCGUCCUUGGUCAAAAGACUCCUAAUGUAACAGAGCAUUAUACCCUUGGCCGGAAACUUGGAGAUGGUAAAUAUGGGACAACCCACCUCUGCACUGAGAUCAGCACUGGGUGUCAGUAUGCAUGCAAGUCCAUCCUGAAGAAGAAGUUUAUCAACAUGCAAGAUAUCGAGGAUGUGCGCCGUGAGAUCCAGAUAAUGCACUAUCUUUCAGGCCAAAAGAAUAUAGUCACCAUCAAGGAUGCAUAUGAGGAUGCAGAGGCUGUGCACAUCGUCAUGGAGCUCUGUGAAGGUGGUGAGCUAUAUCACCGGAUUAUGAAGGGGAAUUACAGUGAGCAGAAGGCUGCAGAGCUUAUGAGAAUUAUUGUUGGAAUCAUAGAGAACUGCCAUUCACUUGGGGUGAUGCACCGGGAUCUCAAGCCUGAAAACUUCCUCUUACAGGAUAAAGAUGAUGACUUGUCGAUAAAAGUAAUCGACUUUGGUCUCUCUGUGUUCUUCAAACCAGGAGAGGUUUUCACUGAAGUAGUGGGAAGCCCAUAUUACAUAGCUCCAGAGGUACUGCAGAACCAUUAUGGACCGGAGGCUGACAUAUGGACAGCUGGAGUGAUACUCUAUGUAUUGCUAAGUGGAGUGCCACCAUUUUGGGCAGAUACACUGAGAGGAGUAUAUGAAAAAAUUCAGGAUGGCAAUUUUGAUUUAGAAUCAGAACAGUGGCAGAAGAUAUCGGACAGCGCAAAGGAUCUUAUAAGAAAAAUGCUCUGCCCUUGUCCGUCAGAGCGAUUAAAAGCCCAUGAAGUUCUAAAGCAUCCCUGGAUAUGUGAUAAUGGAGUGGCUACUGAUCAAACUCGAGAUCCAACUGUUUCUCAUCUCAACAAGUUAUCUGCAACAAAUAAGUUAAAGAAAUUAGCUCGACUGGUUAUUGCCGAGCAUCUUUCAGAGCAGGAGACUGCUUGGUUAAGAGAAAUGUUCGAGGCAAUGGACACCGAAAAUAGAGGUGUGAUUACUUUAGGUGAGCUUAAAGAAGGGUUGAGAAGAUGCUGCUCAGUGUUUAAGCGUACUGAAAUCAGUGAUUUAAUGGAUGCGCCUGAUAGCAACAACACCAUCAGUAUCAAUUGGGAGGAGUUUAUUGCUGCCACAGUACCCCUUGGUAAAAUAGAACACAAGGAGCACUCGAUGCCUCCCUUUACAUACUUUGACAAAGAUGGAAGUGGUUAUAUCACCGUCGACAAGCUUCAAAAGCCUCAAGUGGAACAAAACAUGGAAGAUGCUUUCCUUGAAGAGAUAAUUUUGGAGGUUAAUCAAAACAAUGAUGGCCAGACCAACUAUUCUGAGUUUGUCACAAUGAUGCAAAGCAACAACUCUGGACUUGGGUGGCAAACAAUGGAAAGCGGCUUGAAUGUACCCCUGAGGGAGGCACCUGAAGUUUACUGAUGUUCCUGUCUCGCAAAGAUAUCGUUCUCUUCAGCUCUUCAUGGGGUUCCUCACUACCCUUAAGGAGAAGAGAACACAGUCUGAAUAGUCAAGCAGUGGUCGAAGACUGGCUAAUACUCUAUAACAUAAUCUGGUAGUAGUAUAGGCGUGUGUUCUAUGAGAACAAAUCUGUGGUCGUCAUAUAUGUAUCAGCGAUUGGUUUGUUUGGUUGCUACCCUGCUAUAUAAAAAUAGAUUUAAUAGUGUAUAAGAAAUGUGCCCUUCAGCUUCAUUGCUGCGGUCAA
Molecule: messenger RNA, 2063 nt
Organism: Panicum virgatum (switchgrass)
Lineage: Eukaryota; Viridiplantae; Streptophyta; Magnoliopsida; Poales; Poaceae
Product: calcium-dependent protein kinase 23-like
Exons: 8
Coding region: 167-1780 (537 amino acids)
Biological process (GO): protein autophosphorylation; intracellular signal transduction; peptidyl-serine phosphorylation
Cellular component (GO): cytoplasm; nucleus
Molecular function (GO): calcium/calmodulin-dependent protein kinase activity; calmodulin binding; calcium-dependent protein serine/threonine kinase activity
Source: RefSeq, a predicted model, not a curated record